This is a messenger RNA of Cavia porcellus (domestic guinea pig), 4974 nucleotides long. It is a transcript of the gene Nf2, whose product is annotated as NF2, moesin-ezrin-radixin like (MERLIN) tumor suppressor. Gene Ontology annotation, molecular function: integrin binding; actin binding. Gene Ontology annotation, biological process: regulation of cell shape; regulation of organelle assembly; regulation of hippo signaling. The transcript is spliced from 17 exons. Gene Ontology annotation, cellular component: filopodium; apical part of cell; cytoskeleton. The coding region runs from base 460 to 2235 and encodes 591 amino acids. Lineage: Eukaryota; Metazoa; Chordata; Mammalia; Rodentia; Caviidae. The record is from RefSeq and is a predicted model, not a curated record.
CCAGGAGCAGCCGGGAGGGGACAAUUCCCGGGGGCGCGCGGAGCUAGGACGGUGACAGCCACCCGCGCGCGUGCGCGUCUGGCUACGGCGCAGCCGCAUGACCCCGGCCGGCCGCUUAGAGGCGCCCCAAGUCUGGGUCGCCGCCGUCUAGGGUCUCCGUUCCGGGACGUCCCGGGCGUCCUAGACCCGAGUCCCGGAGCGCAGGGCCGCGCCCUCCCCGUCUGCCCCAGUUAGUUUUCCUCCGCGCCACUGUCAAGGCCUGCCCCCAACUCUCCUUUCCUGGGACAGGGUCCUCGCGGCCCAUGCUGGCCGCUGGGGACCCACGCAACCCAGACCGCUCUUGGGCCGGCCAGCCGGCCACCAUGGUGGUCCUGAGGCCUGUGCUGCUCUUUCAGGGGGGCUAACAGGUCCAGAGUGUAGGCCUCGGGGCGAAAGGGUCCCGGGCCUGAGCCUCACACCAUGGCUGGGGCCAUCGCUUCCCGCAUGAGCUUCAGCUCACUCAAGAGGAAGCAGCCCAAGACGUUCACGGUGCGGAUCGUCACCAUGGACGCCGAGAUGGAGUUCAAUUGCGAGAUGAAGUGGAAAGGGAAGGACCUAUUUGAUUUGGUGUGUCGGACUCUGGGGCUGCGAGAAACCUGGUUCUUUGGACUGCAGUACACAAUCAAGGACACCGUGGCCUGGCUCAAAAUGGACAAGAAGGUGCUGGACCAUGACGUCUCAAAGGAAGAACCAGUCACCUUUCACUUCCUGGCCAAAUUUUAUCCUGAGAAUGCUGAGGAGGAGCUGGUUCAGGAGAGCACACAACAUUUAUUCUUCUUGCAGGUGAAAAAGCAAAUUUUAGAGGAAAAGAUCUACUGUCCUCCUGAGGCUUCAGUGCUCCUGGCUUCGUAUGCUGUCCAGGCGAAGUAUGGUGACUACGACCCCUCUCUACACAAACUGGGAUUUUUGGCCCAAGAGGAAUUGCUUCCAAAAAGGGUAAUAAAUCUGUAUCAGAUGACUCCGGAAAUGUGGGAGGAAAGAAUUACUGCCUGGUAUGCAGGGCACCGAGGCCGAGCCAGGGAUGAAGCUGAAAUGGAGUAUUUGAAGAUAGCGCAGGAUCUGGAAAUGUACGGUGUGAACUACUUUGCAAUCCGGAAUAAAAAGGGCACAGAGCUGCUGCUUGGAGUAGAUGCUCUGGGACUUCACAUCUAUGACCCUGAGAACAGGCUGACCCCCAAGAUCUCCUUCCCGUGGAAUGAAAUCAGAAACAUUUCAUACAGCGACAAGGAGUUUACUAUUAAGCCACUGGAUAAGAAAAUUGAUGUCUUCAAAUUUAACUCCUCAAAGCUUCGAGUUAAUAAGCUGAUUCUCCAGCUUUGUAUUGGGAACCAUGACCUAUUUAUGAGGAGAAGGAAAGCUGAUUCUUUGGAAGUUCAGCAGAUGAAAGCGCAGGCCAGGGAGGAAAAGGCUAGAAAACAGAUGGAACGGCAGCGCCUUGCUCGAGAGAAGCAGAUGCGGGAGGAGGCUGAGCGCUCGAGAGAUGAGCUGGAGAGGAGGCUGCUACAGAUGAAAGAAGAAGCAACAAUGGCCAACGAAGCACUGAUGCGGUCAGAGGAGACGGCUGACCUCUUGGCAGAAAAGGCCCAGAUCACUGAGGAGGAGGCCAAGCUCUUGGCACAGAAGGCCGCAGAGGCUGAGCAGGAAAUGCAGCGCAUCAAGGCCACAGCCAUUCGGACAGAGGAGGAGAAGCGUUUAAUGGAGCAGAAGGUGCUGGAGGCAGAGGUGCUGGCACUGAAGAUGGCUGAGGAGUCGGAGAGAAGGGCGAAGGAGGCAGAUCAGUUGAAGCAGGACCUGCAAGAAGCCCGCGAAGCAGAGCGAAGAGCCAAGCAGAAGCUGCUGGAAAUUGCCACCAAGCCCACAUACCUGCCUGUGAACCCAAUCCCAGCGCCAAUGCCUCCUGACAUACCAAGCUUCAACCUCAUUGGUGACAGCCUGUCUUUCGACUUCAAGGAUACUGAUAUGAAGCGACUUUCCAUGGAAAUAGAGAAAGAAAAAGUGGAAUACAUGGAGAAGAGCAAGCACCUACAGGAGCAGCUCAAUGAGCUGAAGACAGAAAUCGAGGCCUUGAAACUGAAAGAGCGGGAGACAGCUUUGGACAUUCUGCACAACGAGAACUCGGACAGGGGCGGCACCAGCAGCAAGCACAAUACGAUUAAAAAGCCUCAAGCCCAAGGCAGAAGACCUAUCUGCAUUUGAGUCCUCAAAGUAGGUUAUUCCCAGCUCACUUUGCAGAGCGCCAAGUCCCGAGUGGCUUUCUUUGAAGAGCUGUAGCAGGUGACCCGGCCACUCCAGGAUCUGCCAUUUCUGUUGCUUCCAGCACCAGCAGGAUGGUCCAACUCCGUGGGAACCAUUUGUAGGGGGCUGACUGGGAGCUCCCAUGGGAGCUCUGGAAUAUUCUCCAGCUGAGAGGAGAGUCCAGCCCCCUUCAUGUGCAAUUGCCUUUGAACUAUGACCCCGUAGAGAUCUCUCUCAUGGUGUUUUAGUUCUCCUGACUUGCAAACCACCCCCCCCCCUUAUUUUUGAGAAGUGUUUGUCUUUCUUUGUUUUAUAUGGGAUCCUGUAAAUCCUUGGUCCCUGGUAGCCUGGUGUGUAUGUGUGUCUCACUGCCCAGUGCCAACCUCCAUGGCCCAGUCUGGGAAACAGAUGUAGGGAGUGAAGUGUCAAAGCUGAAGCCUAGGAAGCCAGUUCCACCACCCACAUUCUACGUAGCAUUCCAGAAUGUCCACCCCCCACAGGUGAGGACCUGGCACAGUGGACAAGCAUAGCCUGGCUGAGUUAGGCCCAGAGUAAGCUGACUGCUGCUCAUCAUUGGGGAGCGUGCCUGAAGCUCAGGAUCAAUAGUAAUGGGUCCUCACCAGGGCACCCUGGGGUAGCACUGCUGGGUUUGGGGACAGCUCAGGGCAAAAGCUGUGAUAAAGGCCCUGUGUUGGGAGUCAGAGCCUUGGAGGGAUCUAACGGUACGGAGUGCUUACACCCUCCACCAGCCACCCCAGCCCAGAGCCUGAGAGACAGAAGACAGCCAGCUACAUGUGUCUCCUUUUCCCUGUCAGCCUUAGACUCCUGCUUGGGCUGGUCAUGUUCUUAUCAAUGCCUAGAAACCUGGCUAUGACCAUGGAGCUCCACAGGCCCCAAAGCCCCAUGGGCACUUCCUGUCUGGCCCCAACACCACUCAACUCCAGAACCCGAGACUUCUACUGAGUCACCCCUCCUUUGACCAUGUACAAGCAAGUCUUCCAAAACCCUCUCUUGUAUCUGUGCCUCAUUUACCAGUCCCCUUGUUCCUCUGGAGCCCCAUUAUUGUCUAUCCUUGAGGGCCCAUCAGAGUCCAUUUUGUCUUUUCCAGUAGAGCCUUACACUGUCAUCAAGAAGCUAGUGUUCACACAGGCUGGUACGCAGCUCCUUGUGGGUUUCAGAGCCACCUGUGUUUGGGGGCCACCUUCUGGCCCUUUCUUUACUUAUGGCUGCUAUUGCUGCUAUAGCCAAUUCGGGUCCUAAUAGGUAAGACGUAUGUAGAGCAGGUGAUAGAACUUAAUCAGCAAAAAGAUUCUUAUUAAUUGAAGAAGGAUAGAGAUCCCUUGAGAGCAGAGAUUUUGUUUGGUUUUGAGGAUCAAAGGCACUCAUGAGAUCCUGCCUCAUUUCUGCUGCCAGGCUAACCUAAUGGCAUCCUCGGCUGGCCACCUUGUCCUUCAAAAGCAAGCCCUGCAUGUGACCACAGCCCCUUAGGGCAUGCAGGGUGAAACUGUAGCCUGGAACCUAAGAGUGGAUGACUGCCACUGAAAGAGUCCUCAGGACCUGAGUCCUCAGCGUUUACAAAGUCAGAUCUAGCUCCUGGGUUUGACUUUAUCUUUUUAGGCCUAAAACUCUUCCUUGAAUUUCUGCCAAGACAUAAUAUCCUCCCAAUCUGCAAAUUUAAUCUUUAACAGUGACUGUGGUGCACAAGAGCAUGAUAGUGAUUUAUAAAAGUGAUGUUGGGCCUUGUUUUUUAAUUUAACUGCCGUGUGUAUCUGAAGUGUGGGCAAUGCCAAGCCAUGUGGCCACACGGGAGCUGGCUGGCUGGCAUCUGAGCUAUGCCAGUGCACCUGGAGCCCCGGGGCAGACGGAGAGGGAGGGCAAGCACCACUCAGCCAGGAGUGCUCAGCUCUCCCCAAAGGGAGAAGAUGGGCGUCCUCAGGAUGUCUGGAGCCCCAGGAGAAAGAGGAAGAAUGAAAGCGGUGCCUGGUUUUCAGAGACUUGUGCUAUAGCAGAGGUAACCAUUCUUUCCAAAGAACAUUUUAAAGCAUGGAAGUUUGUCAAAUUAGGAAGUCUCUGAAGGGGAGACUGGAGCCCUGGCCGUGAUUAUGUCUUUGGAGCACUUCUGGCAGCUCUUGGGCAGGAGCACCAUGGUGCUGGACCCAGUCAUGAGGUCAUUGCCCAGGUCAGGACUCCCUUUGAGGCCAUGCUCUGGGCCCAUAGCUGUUGAUGCAUCCUGACCAAGGCCCUACCUCAGCCACAGCAGCACUCUGACCUGUGGUCACCACUCAGUUAUUCAUGUACCUGCCGGCCCUGCUAGACAACACCCCAUGGCAUUAUAUAACACUUCUUGAGUGUCUGUGUUUUAUCAUCUUAGAGACAGGUUUCUCUGUCUUUCCUUUUUCAAAAGUCCUGAGGCUGACAACCAGUGACAGUGACUAAGUGUUCCUCACUGACAGGGCUGGGGCCUGUGGUGGCAGCCUUAGCAAAACUUCAGCCUCUGCCAGUUACCCUGGGGCCAAGAUGGCCUUCGGGGGCUCCUAGGGAUGUGCCAUCCGUUUUCAAAGAUGUCAAGCAGCACUUCUUCCUGCAGCGCCUGAGUCACACCUCCUGUCAGGGCCAGACCAUGGAAGGUUAUUUGCUAUUCUGGGAAAUUGUUGUAAUUUAAGCAAUUGUUUUAAUAAAAUCCUAAGCUGUAAUACUUUA